CUUAAAAACACAAUCUACUUUCGCUUUCAAUUCUGUUGGACGUGGCAAACACAGAAGGGAGAGGCAGAGAUUGUAGUGUCGGAGUGUGAAACAGUGGGUAAUGGAGUCUUGGAACAUGUAACAAGUAAAGAUGCUGGUUUAAGCUUCCUGACUCACUUGCUAUAAUGGCUGAAGGACAGUUAUCAUUAACAAUCAACCAGAUCUAUGAAGAACUCUCCAGCGAUGAAAACCAAACGUUAAUCUAUUUGUGCAGCGACCUAGCUGGAGGCUGUUCAAAACAAGACGUGAAGGAAGUUUUGAAAUCACAGAUAAAAAGUGGAGUGCUAGACCAUCUAGUUCUGGCUGAACUGCUGUACAGAAUCAAAAGGUUUGACCUUUUGAAAAAUAUACUAAGUUCAAAUAAAAAACAAGUGGAAGCUCUUUUGGAAAGUAGACUGUGCACUGUUUCUGCUUACAGGGUACUUAUGGCAGAAAUCAGUGAAGACCUAGGUAAAGAAGAUUUGCGUUCACUAAUAUUUUUAUUAAAUGACACUAUACCAAAAGGGCGGCUUGAUAAAGCUAUGGGCUUCCUUGAUGUAGUGAUUGAGUUGGAGAAGCAUGAUAAAGUCUCACCCAAUAAAGUGGAUUUAAUAGAGCAGUGCCUACACCACAUCCACAGGAAAGACCUGGAGAAGAAGGUGCUGAAGUACAGGCGCAGCAGUCAAGCUUUACACCCAAACGUUGCCACACACAAUCAGAGGGAAAAAUGUUUGCGUCUCUCACAUUCACAAGAAGCAGCCAGUGCACCACCUCUUCCUGCAAGAAUCUAUCAAAGUCCUAUUGGAGCCCAGGCUGCAGAAAACAUCAAAAUUUCCCUCCCAGUACCUGAAACUGGAAUGCAGAACCCUGGAGAAGUAUACAGAAUGCAGAGACGUCCUUUAGGAGUUUGCUUAAUAAUAGACUGCGUUGGCACUGAUGGAGAUAUGCUAAAACACACCUUCAAGACACUUCACUUCCAAGUCAUCCUGUACAAGUGGUUAAGCCUCAGUGACGUCUGCUCACUAUUAAAGGAAACAGCUAGGAUGAGAGAGCACAGGAACUCGGACUGCUUCGUCUGUUGCAUUAUCAGUCGGGGCAGCUCCACCAAGAUGAUAGCCACUGAGAAAGAGGGUCCCGGCAUCGGCUUCAACACAAUAAAGCAGCUCUUCACUGUGGAGCACUGCCCGGACCUUUCGGGCAAACCAAAGCUAUUCUUCAUCCAGAACUACACCGUUCCAGAGCACUGUGACUACAAUGACGUGGAGGUUGAUGGGCCUUCCAUUGCCAGUAGGGUGGAGUAUAUCCCUACUGAAGCUGAUGUUUUUUGGAGCUGCUGUAAAACGGAUGCUUGCGUCCUUGCAAAAGUGCAUCAUCAGUCAGAAUAUCUACAUGCUCUCUCGGCAUCUCUACUAAGGGGACAGAAAAGAAACAGGCAUCUCAUUGAUAUCCACACUGAGGUGAACAGUGUGAUCUACGAGAAAAACAGACAGCAGCACGGAGAGACCUACACCGUGGAUCUGUGCCACACUCUGCACAAGAAACUGCUCUUUCCGUUAAAUUAAACUGACUGACAUUUAAUAUAGGCUGUAUUUAUUUACUACUCAGUACAGAAGUUUUUUGUGGUGUUAUUUGCAACUGUUGUGCUUGAUGUAUAUUUCAUAUUUAUUUUUACAGUACAUACUGUAGUUCUGCAGCUAUGAGAGACUCGCUAGUCUUUCAUUAAAAGAGUGUAAAGCAACUGAUAGCGUCUUUCUCUGUGUUUUGUACAUUUAUCUGUUCAGUAGAGGAGUGGUUUUCAGUGGCACCCCCCAUGCUCUGGGUUAUUGUUUCCAUUGGGAACUAAAUAUUUAUUUGCCAUUGGCGUUGGCUUUCGGGGCAGUGCACUUCUAUACAGUCUGUGAGAGUUAUGUUUAACUAUAGUGAUUCCUCUGUAUUCACAACUAUAAAAGAAAUAAAGAAAGGUAGAAUGAAAACAUGGACAGUUAGAAGUACUCUAUUGUCUACUCCGUAACUGUGCAUUAUCUGUCCUCUGCUGGAUUUAAACAGUAAUGCAGUUUUAUUUGACUGUACUGUAGCUAAAGCUAUAGCUCAGUUUUGGGUACACAGUAUUGUCUCAGUUCCUUUAAACGUAGAUAUAAUGAAUCCACAGACAUUUUGACACUUGGGUCAUGUAGAAGUAGGGACGAUUGGAACAGCGUGGGGUGCUGGGUGCAAUACGGAGCAAAGACUUCAGUGAAAUCCCAGUCUGUCUAAAAGGACUGGACAAGUACUGAAGAAGUUCUGGAAGGGUAGUGAAAGUCUUGAAGUUAGUGAGGAAGUGUUGAUCGGUGAUUGUCUUAAAUCAGAUACUUCUCAAGUGAAUAUUUCUUUUAGGACAGGUAAAAACGCACAAUGUACUGUGUAGUUUCUUUAAUGCAUUGAGAGGUGUUGAGGGAUACAGGAAGUAUAGAGAAUGAAGAUGUAUAUUGUAGGUAGUAUGAUUGCUUUACGGCUUGUACAGUCAUGUAAUGUAAUCUGAGGAGAGUUGAAAGGGUUUUAGAGAUCAUUCCAAGAUUUAAAGUACAAUAUGUUCACAUUAAAUUACUUUACAACUACACUGGUUGUUCAAAACUGUGACAAUAACUGCACAUUCCCCUUCCUGGUUUGUAUACUGCAGUGCUGUAUGAGAUUCAGUUGCUGUUUUUUUGUUUUGUUUUUAGAAGUAUGUUAUCUAGUAGUUACAGAUACUACAGUGCCUGACCAAAGUUUGUCAUAAGACAUGUUGUGACUGUAAUUUAACAGCAAUAAAAACCUUAAAUUGUCUGGUGUGAUGCCAAAAUGGCCCAUUCCAGACUGAAAACGAGCUGUGUAGGAAAACCAAACCUCAGUGAGGAAGCUAAUAACAGCAGCUUGGAAUCUUGAUCGGCCAGUCAGAGUGCUCUGCUCAUCAAAGCCGCUGUCUAGCCUUAAUUUCACAAAAGUGCAGAACUGCAAACCUUUGUUCUGUAUCUGAACAGGUUUAGUUUUUUAUUAUUGUUUUAAUUAUUCUUUGAACUUAAAGGGACUGUCCUGAGGUGGUAAACAUAAUUCAGAUGGUGAGCUCACAGAUCUUUUCAACCAGUGAGGUCACGAGUAGAGCAGUCUUUAUCUCACAGGUAGAUGCUCCCAAUCCUGAAACUCGCUUACAGAGCAACACAGUCUUCAAGCAGCCCAACCAAUUCAGUCCAAAAUAUAACCUAAAUACACAUUUGUUCAGUUUAUAAUAGCAUUACUAUCCUCUGCAGUGGUCAAUCCCUGCAGAUAACAGACCUUGUCUUUCUAAUGCACUUUAUAUUUUAAGAACGGCAAACAAACUCAAAUUAUAAUUUUAAAGGU
This is a messenger RNA of Polyodon spathula (Mississippi paddlefish), 3372 nucleotides long. Its product is annotated as CASP8 and FADD-like apoptosis regulator. The coding region runs from base 165 to 1580 and encodes 471 amino acids. Gene Ontology annotation, molecular function: cysteine-type endopeptidase activity; protein binding. The record is from RefSeq and is a predicted model, not a curated record. The transcript has 10 exons. NCBI's taxonomy places the organism in Eukaryota, Metazoa, Chordata, Actinopteri, Acipenseriformes, Polyodontidae. Gene Ontology annotation, biological process: negative regulation of extrinsic apoptotic signaling pathway via death domain receptors; proteolysis.